CGGCGGGGGGCGGGCAUGGAGCUGUCCGAGGUCCGGUGCUCGAGCGCGAGCGAGGAUCUGUACACCAUCAACAAGACCCCCAGCAGCGGCGGCAGCGCGCGCCCCAAACGGCUGCUGUGGCAGACCGCCGUGCGCCACAUCACCGAGCAGCGCUUCAUCCACGAGCAGGGGGGCGGAGGGGGGCUCAAGGACGACCCCUUCGACCCCAUCCAGGACGCGCGGAAGGAGUCCGCGGGCCUGGGGGACCGGCACAACAACGGCGGGACCAAGGUGUUCCCGGAGCGCGCGAGCAGCGACCUGGGCUUCCUGCAGCUGGACUGCGCGCCCAGCAACUCGGACUUCUUCCUGAACUGGGGCUACACCUACCGGGGGGUCAUCUUCCCCACCCUGAGGAACGCCUUCAAGUCCCGGGACCUGGAGCGGCUGUACCAGCGCUACUUCCUGGGCCAGAGGCGGAAGUCGGUGGUGGUGAUGAACAUCCUGGACGUGGUGACGAAGCUCACCCUGCUGGUGCUGCACCUCACCCUGGCCUCCUCCCCCAUGGACCCCAUCAAGGGGACGCUGCUGGGCUUCUUCACGGGGGUGGAGGUGGUGAUCUGCGCCCUGGUGGUGGUGCGGAAGGACGCCACGUCGCACAGCUACCUGCAGUACAGCGGCGUGGUCACGUGGGUGGCCAUGGCCACGCAGAUCCUGGCGGCGGGCCUGGGCUUCGGGCUGCUGGGGGACGGGGUGGGCUACGUCCUCUUCACCCUGUUCGCCACCUACAGCAUGCUUCCGCUUCCGCUCACCUGGGCCAUCCUGGCCGGACUCUUCACUUCCGGCCUGCACGUGCUGGUCCAGCUGCUGGGCUCCGAGAGCGCGCAGCUCUUCACCAACCAGGUGGCGGCUCAGGCCGUGCUCUUCUUGUGCAUCAACACGGCGGGGAUCUUCAUCAGCUACCUGUCGGACCGGGCCCAGCGGCAGGCCUUCCUGGAGACGCGGCGCUGCAUCGAGGCCCGGCUGCGGCUCGAGACGGAGAACCAGAGACAGGAGAGGCUGGUGUUAUCUGUGCUGCCGCGCUUUGUAGUUUUGGAAAUGAUCAACGACAUGACAAAUGUAGAGGAUGAACACCUCCAGCAUCAAUUCCACAGAAUCUACAUCCACCGCUACGAGAAUGUCAGCAUUCUUUUCGCAGAUGUUAAAGGCUUCACAAACCUCUCCACCACGCUUUCUGCGCAGGAGCUGGUUCGAAUGUUGAAUGAACUCUUUGCACGCUUCGACCGCCUCGCACACGAGCACCACUGCCUACGAAUAAAGAUCCUGGGAGACUGUUACUACUGCGUGUCCGGUCUACCUGAGCCCAGACCGGACCACGCUCACUGCUGCGUGGAGAUGGGACUGAGCAUGCUCAAAACCAUCAGAUACGUCAGAUCUCGUACGAAACACGACAUCGACAUGCGGAUCGGGAUCCACUCGGGCUCGGUGCUGUGCGGCGUGCUGGGACUCAGGAAGUGGCAGUUUGACGUCUGGUCCUGGGACGUGGACAUCGCCAACAAGCUGGAGUCCGGCGGCAUCCCCGGGAGAAUCCACAUCUCCAAAGCAGCUUUGGACUGUUUGAACGGAGACUACGAGGUGGAGGAAGGCCAAGGCAAGGACCGCAACGACUUCCUGCGGCGCCACAACAUCGAGACGUACCUGAUCAAGCAGCCGGAGGAGAGUCUGCUCACCCUGCCGGAGGACAUCAUGAAGGAGGCGGCGAGCUCGGCCGACCGCCGCUCCAGCAGCGCCACCUUCAACGAGGCCUCGUGGAGCCCCGAGCUCCCCUUCGACAACAUCGUGGGGAACCAGAACACUCUGGCUGCCCUAACGAGAAAUUCGAUAAAUCUGCUUCCAAACCAUCUUGCACAAGCUUUGCAUGUCCACUCUGGUCCUGAGGAAAUUAACAAGCGAAUAGAGAGCGCCAUCGACUUACGGAGUGGCGAUAAGUUGAGAAGAGAGCAUAUCAAGCCUUUCUCACUGAUGUUUAAAGACUCCAGCCUGGAAGAGAAGUACUCCCAGAUGAGAGACGAGGUGUUCAAGUCCAACCUGGUGUGCGCCUUCAUUGUGCUCAUCUUCAUCACCGCCAUUCAAAGUCUGCUUCCCUCUGCCAGAAUGGUGACCAUGGUGAUCCAGUUCUCAGUCCUCAUCAUCCUCCACUCCUGCCUGGUUCUGGUUACGACAGCGGAGGACUACAAGUGUCUGCCUCUGGUCCUGAGGAAGGCCUGCUGCUGGAUCAAUGAGACGUACGCAGCACGAAACGUCAUCAUCUUCGUCUCCAUACUCAUCAACUUCCUGGCAGCGAUGAUCAAUAUACUGUGGUGCGACUUCGAUAAGUCCAACACCUUCAGGAACCAGACGUACAACGCGUCCGCCUCCAUCCCAGACAUCUGCUUCUACCCAGAGUAUUUUGUAUUCACAGGAGUCCUGGCGAUGGUCACGUGCGCCGUCUUCCUGCGGCUGAACUCGGUGCUGAAGCUGGCCGUGCUGCUGGUGAUGAUCGCCAUCUACUCGCUGCUCACCGAGGCCUUCUACACCUCGCUGUUCGUCCGCUACGACACCGUGCACCACAACACCGAGAACUUCCUGGGAACCAAAGAGACGUCGUUGCUCCUGAUGGCCAUGUUCCUCCUGGCCGUGUUUUACCAUGGUCAGCAGCUGGAGUACACGGCCCGGCUGGACUUCCUGUGGCGAGUCCAGGCCAAGGAGGAGAUCAACGAGAUGAAGGAGCUGCGAGAACACAACGAGAACAUGCUGAGGAACAUCCUGCCCAGCCACGUGGCACGCCACUUCCUGGAGAAGGACCGGGACAACGAGGAGCUGUACUCCCAGUCCUACGAUGCCGUGGGCGUCAUGUUCGCCUCCAUCCCAGGAUUCGCCGACUUCUACUCGCAGACUGAGAUGAACAACCAGGGCGUGGAGUGUCUGCGGCUCCUCAACGAGAUCAUCGCUGACUUUGAUGAGCUGCUGGGUGAGGACCGUUUCCAGGACAUCGAGAAGAUCAAGACCAUCGGUAGCACCUACAUGGCAGUCUCCGGUCUGUCGCCUGAGAAACAGCAGUGUGAAGAUAAAUGGGGUCACCUGUGUGCACUGGCAGACUUCGCCAUCGCCCUCAACGAGAGCAUCCAGGAGAUCAACAAGCACUCAUUCAACAACUUCGAGCUGCGGAUCGGUAUGGCUCACGGCUCGGUGGUGGCAGGUGUGAUCGGCGCCAAGAAGCCGCAGUACGACAUCUGGGGGAAGACAGUGAACCUGGCCAGUCGGAUGGACAGUACUGGUGUGAGCGGGAAGAUCCAGGUGCCCGAAGAGACCUACCUGAUCCUGAAGGAGCGCGGCUUCGCCUUCGAGUACCGUGGCGAGAUCUACGUGAAGGGCAUCAGUGAGCAGGAGGGCAAAAUCCGAACACACUUCCUGCUGGGCCGCGUACAGCCCAACCCGCUCAUCCUGCAGCCGCGCAAGAUCACGGGCCAGUACUCGCUAGCUGCCGUGGUGCUGGGCCUGGUGCAGUCGCUCAACCGGCAGAAACAGAAGCAGAUUCUGAACGAGAACAACAACCCGGGCAUCAUGAAGGGCCACCACCAUUACAACCGCAGGACGUUGUUAGCGCCCGGGGGCUCCGAGGUGGGAGGGGGCCAUCACGCUGAGGCAGCAGACAAGAUUGAGCUGUCCUGAACAGAAGACUGGAGUUUUGGGUCCACACGGGUUUCUCAGAACUGCUUCUGAGGCAGAUAUGGUUGAGUUGAACCUCAGUGGUCUUAAAGCAUCUUUUGUUUUGGUGUGGAUGCUUCAGCAAACAGGAAGUUGAUUCUCUUCCUUCACAUCUCUGUUUUGUACGGUGUUUCAUAUUAAAACAAAGCAGGAUUAAAAUGCUAGAGGGCAUUUUAGAGGCUGUUCACGCCUUUCAGUAAAAAGGUUCUUAGUGAUCAGAUUAGAACCAGAUCCAGGUCUGAACUGCCUCAAUGUGCACUGGUCCCACAGACCCCCCUUCCAAGAAGGUCUGGACACUUUUAACCACACACACAUGACAAUCUGAACACAGUCCAUCCAUAACAGGUGUAACAGGCCAUAAUAUACCCCAGUCUGGACUAAACCUGUGGUUGAAGGGGCCUAGGCUAGAUUAUACCACAGGUUUACUAUGACCUACGUCUAUUUAUAC
Nematolebias whitei (Rio pearlfish) is the source of this 4171-nucleotide messenger RNA. RefSeq names its product adenylate cyclase 8 (brain) (gene adcy8). The transcript has 18 exons. The coding region runs from base 16 to 3687 and encodes 1223 amino acids. The record is from RefSeq and is a predicted model, not a curated record. Gene Ontology annotation, cellular component: plasma membrane. NCBI's taxonomy places the organism in Eukaryota, Metazoa, Chordata, Actinopteri, Cyprinodontiformes, Rivulidae. Gene Ontology annotation, biological process: cAMP biosynthetic process; adenylate cyclase-activating G protein-coupled receptor signaling pathway; intracellular signal transduction. Gene Ontology annotation, molecular function: adenylate cyclase activity.